CCAACAUUGGGAUCUUCUUCCUCAGCAYUGACCAAUAUACAACGGCGAUGUGACCCAAAUUCGAGCCCGCAACCAUCGGGUGACCCAAGGAUUUGUGGAUCCGUAGACAACGGGAUUAGGAGCUCCGCAACAGCAUUACAGUCCCGCUUCAGUCCAGCAGGGAUGGACGGGAUUGAACCUUAGCAGCAAGUGGGAAGAGUAUCCUAAUGAUGCCUGCUCUGUUUAGAUGAUAUUAUAGAAUUUUUWAAAAAAUAUUUUCAUUUAAAAGAAAGUACAUGAUCUGUUAAUCUAGAACUGGAUUAUCAUACUGAAAAAAGGCAGAACUUUGCCCGAGAGUACAGAUUAAUACCAAUUUGUAUAUUUUGUCUGUAUAAAUUGGUUGGGUCUCUCCUGUGAUUGUGACGCUAAAGGCAGCGCAAUUUAUAGCAGAAGAGAAGGAAUAUUGCAAGUGCCUGCACUUUCAAAUUGCCUGCACUUCUGAGCGUGUUAGUUCUUCAAAGAAAUAGUGAAAAUACGUGAAGGUGCUGGGAUGGCUGGAGGUGGUCACGUUUUGCAGUUGAUCUGAGGGACGUGUGAAGCAUCAUCUGUACCCCGCUGACAUUUGAGAACCUAAAGGGAUGGAUCUUCGGCAUCUGUUGUUUACUUUGGCACUGGUCUGUGCAAAUGACACUCUCUCUACAAGUGAUGAACUUCUGCGGUGGCCCCAAAUCAGCAAGUGCAGAUCACCUGAACUGGAGACGUUUUCAUGUUAUUGGACCGAUGGAAAUGUCUAUAAUCUAACUUCUCCUGGAACAAUACAGCUGUUGUAUAUGAAAAGGAAUGAUGACGACUGGAAAGAAUGUCCUGAUUAUAUCACUGCAGGAGAGAAUAGCUGUUAUUUCAACACGUCUUACACCUCUAUUUGGAUACCAUAUUGUGUUAAGCUUGCCAAUAAAGAUGAAGUAUUUGAUGAAAAAUGUUUCAGUGUUGAUGAGAUAGUACUACCUGAUCCCCCUGUCCACCUUAACUGGACUCUGCUAAAUACUAGUCAGACUGGGAUCCAUGGGGAUAUCCAAGUAAGAUGGGAUCCACCACCAACAGCAGAUGUUCAGAAGGGAUGGAUUACUCUGGAGUAUGAAUUGCAGUACAAAGAAGUUAAUGAGACAAAAUGGAAGGAGUUAGAACCCAGGCUCUCCACAAUGGUCCCACUGUAUUCUCUGAAGACGGGAAGAGAUUAUGAGAUAAGAGUUCGAUCAAGACAACGUACCUCUGAAAAAUUUGGGGAGUUCAGUGAAAUCCUUUAUGUAUCUUUUUCUCAAGCAGGCCUUGAACUUGUUCAUUGUCCUGAAGAAAUAGAGUUUCCCUGGUUCUUAGUCGUCAUCUUCGGAGCAUGUGGGCUGGCUGUAACAGUGAUCUUAGUUCUGUUGUCUAAACAACCAAGAUUAAAAAUGCUGAUUUUUCCUCCUGUGCCAGUUCCAAAGAUUAAAGGGAUUGACCCUGAUCUCCUAAAGAAAGGAAAGCUGGAUGAAGUGAACUCCAUCUUAGCCAGCCAUGACAGCUACAAGACGCAGCUGUACAACGACGACUUGUGGGUUGAGUUCAUAGAGUUGGACAUAGAGGACCCUGAUGAAAAGAACAGAGGUUCAGAUACCGACCGGCUCCUAACUGAUGAUCAUCUGAAAUCACACAGUUGCCUGGGGGCAAAGGAUGAUGAUUCUGGACGGGCCAGUUGUUGUGAACCWGAUAUUCCAGAGACAGACUUCAGUGCUAGUGACACAUGUGAUGCCAUCUCCGAUAUUGAUCAGAUCAAAAAGAUAACUGAGAAAGAAGAUCUCUUGUGCCUUGAUAGGAAAGAUAACGAGUCACUUCCUAGUCUAAUCCUAGAUACAGACACCCAAGAGCCUAAUACAAAAAAUGCUAAAAUUCCGUGUGAAAAUAAUGAGCCGUGGCCACCUUUUGCCGACAGCGUUGAAGCAGCCAGUCCCCCGGUCCACACCCAGCUAAGUAACCAGAAUUCCCUGGCAAAUACUGACUUCUAUGCGCAAGUGAGUGAUAUUACUCCAGCAGGCAGUGUUGUCCUCUCUCCCGGGCAGAAAUCCAAGGUGGAGAGAGUGGAGUGUGAGGGCUGUGCCGAACAAAGCUUCACCAUGGACAGUGCCUACUUCUGUGAGGCAGACGUGAAGAAGUGCAUUGGGGUGACUGCGCGCUCGGAGGAGGAGCCACGCACUCCUCAGGAGCAGAGCUGUCACGAGGACGCUUACUUCACCACAGAGAGCCUUACCACUACUGGGGUCAACCUGGGGGGGCCUGCAGCAGAACCCCCAAGCGUGGAGAUGCCUGUCCCAGACUAUACUUCUAUUCAUAUAGUUCACUCUCCGCAAGGCCUUGUGCUCAACGCAACGGCGCUGCCUGUGCCAGACAAGGAAUUUAACGUGUCUUGUGGCUACGUGAGCACAGACCAACUGAACAAAAUCAUGCCAUAGCUCUUCUCCGAYGAGGUGUACGCAGUAUUUCACGGCAGAGAGUCAGCUUGGGCUUGUAUGCUGAAACCAAAAUGAAGUUUAGAAGUUUUCUUGUGGUUGUUAUAAUUUUAUCUGAAAUGUUGAGACAUAAAAUAUUCAUCAAAAUAUUCCUGUUGUGUUCUGUAAAUAUUAUCUAUGAAUUUGUCUUGAGGCUGUUUUACUAGCAGUGACUGUCUUGUUAUUGUGGGUGUUGAUUUUUGUGAUACUAAGCAUUGAAAUAACUAUGUUUAAUGUACAGUAAAUCAUGCUUUUUGAUAAAGCUAAAAAAAUCAGGUGGUUUAAAGUCUAAGAGUUUAAUAAAAAUCACGCUGUUGGCAAAGAUCUUUAUAUCAGUAAUUGGAAACUGAACA
Molecule: messenger RNA, 2851 nt
Organism: Nothoprocta perdicaria
Lineage: Eukaryota; Metazoa; Chordata; Aves; Tinamiformes; Tinamidae
Gene: GHR
Product: growth hormone receptor
Exons: 10
Coding region: 618-2462 (614 amino acids)
Biological process (GO): cytokine-mediated signaling pathway; positive regulation of receptor signaling pathway via JAK-STAT; growth hormone receptor signaling pathway
Cellular component (GO): cytosol; growth hormone receptor complex; external side of plasma membrane
Molecular function (GO): peptide hormone binding; growth factor binding; growth hormone receptor activity
Source: RefSeq, a predicted model, not a curated record